Fundulus heteroclitus (mummichog) is the source of this 2308-nucleotide messenger RNA. RefSeq names its product activating transcription factor 6 (gene atf6). Gene Ontology annotation, cellular component: nucleus. The coding region runs from base 128 to 2071 and encodes 647 amino acids. Gene Ontology annotation, molecular function: RNA polymerase II cis-regulatory region sequence-specific DNA binding; DNA-binding transcription factor activity, RNA polymerase II-specific. The record is from RefSeq and is a predicted model, not a curated record. The transcript is spliced from 16 exons. Gene Ontology annotation, biological process: endoplasmic reticulum unfolded protein response; regulation of transcription by RNA polymerase II. Lineage: Eukaryota; Metazoa; Chordata; Actinopteri; Cyprinodontiformes; Fundulidae.
UCAACGGCACCCGUAGGUGGUACAGCGAAGAAAGACGUGUACCUAAUCUGACAGUGAUGCGAGUGCUUACGCUUGGUCUCAGUUGUUUUCCCUUCGAGCGAUAAGACACUAAUGAAUUCACAGGAGCAUGCCAUCAGACUUAAAGUUAGACUUCGGAGAUUGUCAGCAAUACCCUGCGAUGGAUAGCGAGACAGGCAUGUUCUCUAUCGACCAGGGAGGAGAGUGGGACCUAAGCCUGUUCGAUGAACUGGAUAACCUGGGGGAUGCGGAUGAGCUGCUCGAGGCCCUCGAAAGCGGUGCCUAUGCAAACGGUGGUCAUCAUCUGGAUUUUGAUAUCGACAUUCCUCCUUGGAAUGAAACGGACACAAGCAGCACCUGCACAGAUGGCGAGGUGAGUGUGGCCUCUCUGUCCCCUGCCCACACUCUGAGCUCCAUCCCCUCUCCUGCUUCUGUGGACGCCCUGUCUCCCUCCUCCCUACAUGAUGAGGCCCUGUCCCCACAGUCGCAGCUUUCCCCAAUUUCUAUUUCAUCCGAGUCCAGUGGCUUUUCUGAAAUCUCUCCGCCACCCAAGAAGGCUGCAAAGAGGAGCACUCAGGGGACACGAGCUAAACCUGCUCAGCCUGCAAAGAGGCCAAUUCAGAUAGGCCCAAAGGUCUCCAUCCAGCCCAAACCGCUGAUUGCAGCCAUGCCUUUGGGUCCUGCAGCAGCUCCUUUGCAGGCCAAGACCAUCAUCAUCCAGCCCCUGCAGACCACUGUGCUGCCUGUGGUCAAACCGGCUCCGGUAAACAUCCAACCAGCGCCCCCACCAGGUCAUCCUAUUGUGUUGUCUCAGCCGAGCCAGCUACUCCAGAUCCAGACACCACAGGCCGUCUCCGCUAAUGUGGUCGGUGUGCCGGCACUCAGCCAGGACAAGCCUGUUCCGGUAGCCGCCCCCCCACUGGUCUCAGUCGUGCUUCGAAGCCCUUCCUCAGACGACGACUCCAAGCUGUCCCAGAAGCAGCAACGCAUGAUAAAGAACAGGGAGUCGGCCUCGCUCUCUCGCAAAAAGAAGAAGGAGUAUCUGCUGUCGCUGGAAGCUCGUCUGAAAGUGGCGCUGACCGAGAACGAGGCGCUCAAGUGUGAGAACGGCAACCUGAAGAAGCAGCUGGAAGGCCUGCUGAGUGAGAACUGUGUACUGAAAGCAACAGCACCCAAGAGGAGAGCUGUGUGCCUGAUGGCGGUCCUGGUGUUUCUGGUGCUUAACGUAGGGCCAACGAGUUUGUUUUGGAGCAGCUCCGUCUCCAACCUGGACGUUGCUGCCACGCAGCACGGAGGCAGACACCUGCUGGGUUUCACACAAGAGGCCGACUCUGACGUGGUGACGGGUCCCGAGCUCGCCGGCAGACCCUCCGAGGUGCCAGACAGAUCUGAGGAUAAGGCGCUGAUGGUUGUAAAAAGUCCCAUCUUUCUCAGACCUCCUCCCCCCUGCCAGCCUUCUGUUAACAGGACCAAGUGCAUUGAGUUGGCUCAUGAAUUGAGGGGCUGGGUCCACCGCCAUGAAGUACAGCAAACCAAAUCCAGACGCAUGAGUAACGGCAACCCUAAACCCAUCAGAAACAUUCUGCAGAAAACGGAUAAUAAGGAGGAUGACCUCGUCCAAAUUGUCACAGUCCCAUAUGGGGAGAAUCCAGAGAAAAAAAAUCCAGGCAGUGAGCUGCAGGUUUACUACGCGCCUCAACACACCUACAGCGACUUCUUUGAUGAGCUCAAUCGUCGCGCAGACACUUUCUACGUGGUGUCUUUUCGCAGGGAUCAUCUUUUACUUCCUGCCACUAACCACAACAAAGGAAGUCGACCCAAGAUGUCUGUCGUGUUGCCAGCCAUGAACAUAAAUGACAGCAUCAUUAAGGACCAAGAGUUCGAGGUGAUGAUGCAGAUCGACUGUGAAGUAACCGACACCAGGAUCCUCCACAUCAGGUCCUCCAGCAUCCCACCUUUGCUGCGGGUCAACCAGACGGACACAUUUUACCGGCACGCCCCAACCGACAGCAAGCCUGCGCCUCCAGUCGGCGUGCUGAUGGGGUCAUCUUGACAUUGUCCUCUGCUCCAGGCUUCUUUGUAACUCUUCAGCCAAACUCAUUAAUCGAUAAUCCAAGACAACUCCUCAGUUAACAAUUUUUUGGAUAUAGAAGGAUAUUGUAAAUCCAGUGUGUUGCCACUUAUUUUAUAUUUGUGAUUUGAAUGAAGGUGCUUUGCAGAAUUGUACAACAAUAGCCCCUUUUCCAACAAGAGUCCCGGGAUUGAAAUAUCUAAUUUUUUUUUUUUUUUU